AUGGCCCCACGACGAACAACCUCUCAACCACGACGGACAUCCAAACAAAAGGCGCCGCCGCGACCAAAAAAGAACUCAGCGCUGAACGCCUCAGGCCGCGAUAUCACCAGCCAACUUGGCUUACCUCAAGAUCGCCCACAAACUCCUGAUUCCCUGCGCUGCCCUCCCAACAUGGAUGAUUUCCACCCAGAAUUCCAAUCCCAUUCCCAGCCCCAACCACCACUGCAAAAUUUCACGCCUGCGCAAGAUUACUUAAUGGGGGGCGACUACCAAGACCAGUAUUACCCGCCGCAAGACCAGUUUUACCCACCGCAAGAUGACUACCACCCCCCACAACACGACUACCACCCCCCGCAAGACCAGUACUACCCCCCACAAGACCACCCCCCACAACACGACUACCACCCACCGCAAGACGACUACCACCCCCCGCAAGACCAGUAUUACCCCCCGCAAGACCACCCCCCACAACACGACUACCACCCCCUGCAAGACCACCCCCCACAACACGACUACCACCCACCGCAAGAUCAACCCCUGCAAAAUCAACCCCCGCAAGACCAGUAUUACCCGCCGCAAGACGAGCACCCGCCACAAGACGAGCCACAGCCUGAGGAGUUCCAGCCAGCACCUCAAGAGGAUGAGGGUGCUGGCCCCAUACAUGAGGAUCUUGACCUCCAUGGUCAUGGCUUGCGGCAGCACAUGCGUUGGGACCUCAGGGACGUGUAUAUCCUGCGCAUGCAACCCCCACAGCAGGGUCCUCAGAUUGUCGGGGUCACAAUUCCCCGCAAGAGAGAGGUUGAUCGCGGGGAAUUUAGUCAGGGCGUCAUACAUGAACUACGCACUUCGCAAACGGUUGGUCGACUCGGAACUCGUCCAGUCGAUCGGCACUUACCUCUGACACCAUCAUCGGUACUGGCACCGGCACCCCAGCCACUGGCACCAGCCGAAACUCCCCCAACACCAGCACAUGCCUCAAGUCCAUCCCCAGCCCCAGCUCCCGACUCAUCAUUCGUCGUGGAGCUCGACAAGCCCACCAUCAACAGCAUCAAACACACUACAAAGGAGGAGCUGUGGGCCGUUAUCGAUAGGGCCCUUAAGAAGGCUCGAAUACCUGUUAUCGGGCAAGUCAAAUAUAAACCAUUUGAGAAGAAGAGAGUUCUUUGUGAAGAACUGGUGACGUGCAUGUCGAACAUGCAGCGGACGUUCAGAGAUUACGCCGCAAAUAUAGUCCAGACGGCUCUCAACCUACGACUACCCAUCUCCGCAGAACCUCAAGAGGAGGCAGCGCACAAGAUCGCGGUAGUUCCCAUCCUACUGAAGGACCUCAACUUCUUGCACAAGUUUGAAUUGGAUGACGAUGGCAUCAAACAAUGUCAGCUUUUAGAAGCCGACUAUUUUGUUGAGAUGAUCAUCAACGUCGUGUGGCAGAAAGGCCUGUAUGAAUAGGGAUCCGCACGGGUGAACCCCCAGGUUUGGCAGGUCAACCCGCACCCACACCCCGAGGUAAACCCACACCUGCAGCAAGGGUACAGGUUGCACAGUGGGUAGCGAAGUAAGGACCCGGGGUACAACCCAUCAAGGGUGUACCUGCGGGUCAUAGAUCCGCCAGUGCUUAGCACAUAUGUCCAGCACACGUCAGCAAAUGCUGAUGUGACUCAAACAUAUGUGGAUGGCACAAGAAGGAGGAGGGGCGUGCGCUGGGCAUUCGUGCAUGGUGUCCGUCGCG
Messenger RNA from Suillus discolor, 1729 nucleotides. RefSeq lists its product as uncharacterized. The record is from RefSeq and is a predicted model, not a curated record. The transcript has 6 exons. Lineage: Eukaryota; Fungi; Basidiomycota; Agaricomycetes; Boletales; Suillaceae. Bases 1 to 1449 code for a protein of 482 amino acids.